This is a messenger RNA of Umbelopsis ramanniana AG, 1399 nucleotides long. RefSeq lists its product as uncharacterized. The record is from RefSeq and is a predicted model, not a curated record. NCBI's taxonomy places the organism in Eukaryota, Fungi, Mucoromycota, Umbelopsidomycetes, Umbelopsidales, Umbelopsidaceae. Bases 68 to 1129 code for a protein of 353 amino acids. The transcript is spliced from 3 exons.
CAAUGAGUUUAAUUGCUAUAUUCAACUGGUAAAAGAAGGGUAGUAUAAUGAGCAGUAUUAGGAACUCAUGGACGAGGAUGCCGCCUAUCGUAUCGACCGCCCUGUGCUGGUAUCUGAUAGUCAUGAAGAGCAAGCCGAUGUGCCAGACGAAAACCUUAGAGGUGACGCUGUUCCGUGUUUAUCACCAUUCAUGCCAUGUCAGCCAAAUGAAAUACAAAGCCACAACAGCCCCAUACGUUCAUUGCCUGAAGAUAGGACGGAUGGGGCUGUCGAUAGCAUAGAGUCCAUCAUAACGCCUCAUCGAACAGCAAGCCUCGAACGUCCCCUUGCCAUUGAAAAGAACUAUUCCGUUAGUAGAAAUGACAGUGAUCAUUCUUUAAUCACUCUUGAAGACGGAUCGAAAACGUUUGGAAAAUUAAACAGUACAAAGGGUGCACAAGUCGGCUAUAAUACCAAAAGUGCUGACGCCAAAUCCAGGUUUGGCGAAAUUACUGAUGAAAAAAAAGCUAAUGAAGCAGUACCCGACACGCGCUCUUUUCGACUCAACACUUCCACAUUAACCAACCGCUUUAGUCGAUUGGCACCCUGCAAUAUCAAAAAAAGUGCAUGUCAAAAUCGAGAAUGUACACCGCUGUUUAUGCAUACAGGAGGGCCAGAAUAUGAAAAAUCGGGUUAUUCAACGAACAACGAUAUGGGUCAAACGACACCGUUGAGUAAAGAUACUUCCGAUAUAGAAACAUUCCGCAUGGAAACCGCCAUUUCGCCUUUGUUGAGCUCAUACGGGAACAUGGUCCGAAAUGACGAGAUGCCCAACUCGAGGCUCUGUGAUAUCCGAGAAUCCAGGUUGACUUCCGGCCUAGCCAAAUUUCACAAGCCAUCCAGUGCUUCGGUGAACUCUGCGCCUGUAGACCCAGUGGCUAGAAGCUCCAAACAUCCAAUCAAUCAUAAACCUUACGAAGGAUAUUCCGCUCCAUUACAUCGGCACAUCGCCCAAAGCCCACGAUCCGCUCCUAAACUAUUCCAAGUAACAGACCGUGUCAAUGCAUUCCGACAAGCACGAGGUAAAGCUGCUCCAUGCGUGAAGCGACCGAGACUGGAUAGUAGCAGCGGACGCUCCAGCCCAUCCUGAUCCUAUGAGCGAAAAGGUCUGGUUGUAUAAUAUAUUAAACAUAGCGGUUUACAAAUGCGAAAUAUAAUAUGCGCAAUGAUGUACAAUUUCCCUUCCAUAUCUUUAGUUACGUUAGAUUAAUGUACAAUUCUAUUUACAAUCGUUGACGUAGAGUUGUAUGGGCAGGUUCAUGGCCAUCUCCUGAAAACUGCUAAUCCACGUUUGCCGCUCUGCGAGAUGCAGAUAUCUGAGCCAGCAGAUUGAGUAGCUGAGCACUCUCUAGACAGGCAU